AUGGACCUGUCGACCGCGACGAAGCUCUACGGUCCGCACUCGCGCGCGCUGCGCAUCCGCGCCGUCGCCGCGUGGGCGGGCGUCGACGUCGAGAGCCACCGACCGUUCACGGAGGGCGUCACGAAUCGCACGUCGUGGUUUCUCGAGAAGAGCCCGCUCGGGACGACGCCGCUGCUGGAGACGAGCGACGGGACGUGCGUGUUCGAGUCCGACGCGAUAUGCCGCUUCCUCGCCGCGAAGUGCGGGAACGCGCUGUACCCCGCGAACGACGACGCGGUCAGGGCGCGGAUAGACGAGUGGCUGAGAUCGUUCGACGCGCUCGACUGCGUGGGGCCAGGGUGGCUGUACCCGGUCCUCGGCAUCGGCGCCGACCGAGGCAUCGCGUUCGACGCCGUCAAAGAGCGCGACGCGAAGAGGACCCUCCGCGCGUUCCUCGGCAUACUGCAGUCCCACUUCGGCGAGGGCGGCGUCCCGUUCUCGUACCUCGUCCGCGCGGAGAUCUCCCUCGCGGACGUCGUCGGCGCCGCGCAGGCGCGUUCGUGUCGAUGUCGAUUUCGUUUAUUCGUUUGA
Micromonas pusilla CCMP1545 is the source of this 570-nucleotide messenger RNA. RefSeq lists its product as uncharacterized. Bases 1 to 570 code for a protein of 189 amino acids. Gene Ontology annotation, biological process: translational elongation. Gene Ontology annotation, cellular component: nucleus; cytoplasm. The transcript has a single exon. The record is from RefSeq and is a predicted model, not a curated record. Lineage: Eukaryota; Viridiplantae; Chlorophyta; Mamiellophyceae; Mamiellales; Mamiellaceae.